Choloepus didactylus (southern two-toed sloth) is the source of this 2889-nucleotide messenger RNA. It is a transcript of the gene COCH, whose product is annotated as cochlin. The record is from RefSeq and is a predicted model, not a curated record. Bases 391 to 2043 code for a protein of 550 amino acids. NCBI's taxonomy places the organism in Eukaryota, Metazoa, Chordata, Mammalia, Pilosa, Megalonychidae. The transcript is spliced from 11 exons.
CUGCCUGGCGGACCCCGCGCAGGUGCAGAGUACUGUGCGUCCGGGAGCGCGUACGGAUCCCUGGCGUCUGUUGGUCCGUUCGUGUCUGUCCUGUAUCUCUCUCUCAGCUUGUCCUUCUUCAUACUGGGGGUCCUCCGUCCAGGGUUGCACAUUCUGGGCUGGGCUCGAUUGCAGCUGGAGCGUCGCCUCCAGAUCGAGAGGGGCUCAGGCUCCCCAGCAGCGGCCCCUUUGAUCUCCUUGCUCCCAGCCGCCAACCCUUGGCUUCCGAGGGCUGCGAGAUCUCUGAAUAGUGGGCGGGCGCGGCGGGGUGGGUGCGUGGGGACCUCUGUCCCCCGGGAGCCUCCCUGGCUUUCUCCCUCUCUCCCAGAUCGGAGCAGCCCCUCAGUCACCAUGUCUGCAGCCUGGAUCCUGGUUCUCUGCCUCGGUGUCUGUCUGCUGCUGGCAGAGCCUGCGGGCAGCGAGGGAGCUGUUCCCAUUGCUAUUACAUGCUCUACCAGAGGCCUGGACAUCAGGAAAGAGAAAGUAGACGUCCUCUGCCCAGGGGGCUGCCCUCUUGAGGACUUCUCUGUGUUUGGGAAUGUAGUGUAUGCUUCUGUAUCAAGCAUCUGUGGCGCCGCUGUGCACAGGGGAGUGAUCAGCCUUUCUGGGGGACCUGUGAGAGUCUAUAGCCUACCCGGUCGAGAAAAUUACUCCUCAGUAGUCGCCAAUGGCAUCCAGUCUCAAACACUUUCCAGAUGGUCUGCUUCUUUCACAGUGACCAAAGGCAAAAGUGAUACCCAGGAAGCCACAGGACAAGCAGUGUCCACAGCACAUCCACCAACAGGUAAAAGACUAAAGAAAACAUCCGAGAAGAAAACUGGCAACAAAGACUGUAAAGCAGACAUUGCAUUCCUGAUCGAUGGAAGUUUUAAUAUUGGGCAGCGCCGGUUUAAUUUACAGAAGAAUUUUGUUGGGAAAGUGGCUCUAAUGUUGGGAAUUGGAACAGAAGGACCACACGUGGGCCUUGUUCAAGCCAGUGAACACCCCAAAAUAGAAUUUUACUUGAAAAACUUUACAUCAGCCAAAGAUGUUUUAUUUGCCAUAAAGGAAGUAGGUUUCAGAGGGGGUAAUUCCAACACAGGAAAAGCCUUGAAGCAUACAGCCCAGAAAUUCUUCACGGCAGACACUGGAGUGAGAAAAGGGAUCCCCAAAGUGGUGGUGGUGUUUAUUGAUGGCUGGCCUUCAGAUGACAUUGAGGAAGCAGGCAUUGUGGCCAGAGAGUUUGGUGUCAAUGUAUUUAUAGUUUCUGUAGCCAAACCUAUCCCUGAAGAACUGGGGAUGGUACAGGAUGUUGCGUUUGUUGACAAGGCUGUCUGUCGGAACAAUGGCUUCUUCUCUUACCACAUGCCCAACUGGUUUGGCACCACCAAAUAUGUAAAGCCUCUGGUUCAGAAGCUCUGCUCUCAUGAGCAAAUGAUGUGCAGCAAGACCUGUUAUAACUCAGUGAACAUUGCUUUCCUAAUUGAUGGCUCCAGCAGUGUUGGAGAUGGUAAUUUCCGCCUCAUGCUUGAAUUUGUUUCCAACAUAGCCAAGACUUUUGAAAUCUCUGACAUUGGUGCCAAAAUAGCAGCUGUACAGUUCACCUAUGAUCAGCGCACAGAAUUCAGUUUCACUGACUAUAACACCAAAGAAAAUGUUCUAGCUGUUAUCAGAAACAUCCGUUAUAUGAGCGGUGGAACAGCUACUGGGGAUGCCAUUUCAUUUACUGUCAGAAAUGUGUUUGGUCCCAUAAGGGAUAGUCCCAAUAAGAACUUCCUGGUAAUUGUCACAGAUGGGCAGUCCUAUGAUGAUGUCCGAGGCCCUGCUGCUGCUGCACAUGAUGCAGGUAUCACCAUCUUCUCUAUUGGUGUGGCUUGGGCACCUUUGGAUGACCUGAAAGAUAUGGCUUCUAAACCGAAGGAGUCUCAUGCUUUCUUCACCAGAGAGUUUACAGGAUUAGAACCAAUUGUUUCCGAUGUCAUUAGAGGCAUUUGUAGAGAUUUCUUAGAAUCCCAGCAACAGUGACAUUUUGAUAACUGAAAGAAAAAGUGCAAGGCACUCUAAUGUAUAAGUUGUAUUCUCUUAAUACUGAAAUACUAUAGUCUAGCAUCAGAUACAAAACUAUUAUAUUAAAGAUGUCAACAGCUGUUUUAAUAAGCAAAUAAGCAUUCAUUUAAAGCUACUACAUUCUGGUUAAAUUUACAGACUUUUAAUUAUUCAACAAACACUACUGAAGCUUCCUAAUCAACCCUUAGAAAGGCAGGAAAAAGGUGUUAUCAUGGAUUAAAAUCAUACGAGUUCUAUUCUAUCAUGCCUAUUAAAUGUAUGGACAUGCAAAGUCCAUAGCUCAAUAAAAGAAUCAGAUACUUAAACUGAAAGCAACAUUCCUUGCCAAAUCAUUCUGUACUAAAUAUACAAGGAAGAUAAAUGAGAAAUUUCAACGAAAAUCAGCUCUAAAACACAGUUCAAGUAAAAACAUUUUGACCCAAGUGUUUUCUGAAAACCGAUCAACCAAUAAGGUUGUUACUUCAUAUAAUGAAGUUUGCAUAUGGAUGAUUUGGAAGAGAAUCGUGUAUUGAGCUGCUUUUGUAGUGUGUUUUCCUAUUAACUUAUGAAUGAAAAUAUCACACCCAAUGAAAUGGCAGGAUUACUUGGUAUUUUUCUAUUUAUAUCUUUAAUUUUAUAUGUGUAUAGAUUUGGCUUGUACUCUAAACGCCAUCCAUGUACUGAAGAACUGUUAAAGUGGUAAAAUUUUUACUUAUUCCUAUUCUUUAAACAUUUAGCUUUAAAGAAUAACACAUAUUACAAAUAUAACUGCAGCAAUAAUUAUAGUUUGAAUAUUCGAGCAAUAAAAACCGCUGGUGACUGUUA